Sphaeramia orbicularis (orbiculate cardinalfish) is the source of this 1605-nucleotide messenger RNA. It is a transcript of the gene vipr1b, whose product is annotated as vasoactive intestinal peptide receptor 1b. Bases 102 to 1433 code for a protein of 443 amino acids. Gene Ontology annotation, molecular function: peptide hormone binding; G protein-coupled peptide receptor activity; vasoactive intestinal polypeptide receptor activity. Gene Ontology annotation, cellular component: plasma membrane. The record is from RefSeq and is a predicted model, not a curated record. The transcript has 13 exons. NCBI's taxonomy places the organism in Eukaryota, Metazoa, Chordata, Actinopteri, Kurtiformes, Apogonidae. Gene Ontology annotation, biological process: cell surface receptor signaling pathway; adenylate cyclase-modulating G protein-coupled receptor signaling pathway.
ACGCACGGUCCGGAGCUGCGGCGGCGGCUCCACAACACCAACCUUUUAUUUAGGAAGAAGUUUAGACAAAUAUUGAGGAAUAAGUGCAAAAUUUAAAAAGGAUGGAUGCUUCACGACUGUUGUUUUCAGUCCUACUCCUCAGAUACUUGUUAAAAGUUGUAUCUCUCCAGAUGUGUGAUGUGGUCAACGAGAUCGAGCUGGAGAAAGAGCGCUGUGAGAAUAGCACCUCUCAGAACGUCACUUCAGGUUGCCAGGGCAUGUGGGAUAUCAUCGCCUGUUGGCCCUCAGCCAGAGUUGGGGAGGUCGUUACAAUAACCUGCCCCACAUACUUCAGUUACUUCAGCGACCAGCACAAAGGUAACCUCUCCAAAACCUGCACGGCAGAUGGCUGGACUGAAAUGCAUCCUAUUGACAUCGCAAUGAACUGUGGAUACAAUCUGAACAGCACCAAUGAUGAUGGAAAGUUUUUUUGGCAAGUGAAGAUUGGCUACACCAUCGGCCACAGUGUUUCCCUCAUCUCUCUGACCACGGCUAUUGUGAUCCUCUGCAUCUUCAGGAAGCUCCACUGCACAAGGAACUACAUCCACAUGCAUCUAUUCGUGUCGUUUAUCCUGAAGGCGAUCGCUGUGUUCAUCAAGGACGUGGUUCUCUACGAGGUCGGGGAGGUGGACAACUGCUCCUCAGGCUCCGUUGGCUGCAAAGCGGUAAUUGUGUUCUUCCAGUACUGUAUAAUGGCCAGUUUCUUCUGGCUGCUGGUCGAAGGACUCUAUCUUCAUGCAUUGUUGGCUGUCUCUUUCUUCUCUGAGAGGAAGUACUUCUGGGCUUACAUCCUGAUUGGCUGGGGAGGUCCAACUAUUUUCAUCACAGCCUGGAGCAUCGCAAAAGCCUAUUAUAAUGACGUUGGGUGUUGGGAUAUUAUAGAAAACACUGAUGUGUUCUGGUGGAUCAUUAAAACUCCUAUUUUGGCAUCAAUCCUGAUGAACUUUAUUCUAUUCAUCUGCAUCAUUCGAAUACUGCGCCAGAAGAUCAACUGCCCAGAUAUUGGAAGAAAUGAAUCCAACCAGUAUUCGAGGCUGGCGAAAUCGACACUGCUAUUGAUUCCUCUUUUUGGAAUCAAUUUCAUCGUUUUUGCGUUUAUCCCAGAGCAAGUGAAGACGGAGCUACGACUCGUAUUUGACUUGAUUCUGGGUUCCUUUCAGGGCUUUGUUGUAGCUGUCCUUUACUGCUUCCUCAAUGGAGAGGUCCAAGGAGAGAUCAAGAGGAAGUGGCGGAGGUGGCACCUGCAGCGAUACAUGGGCUCUGACACCAAAUACCAGCACCCGUCGAUUGGUAGCAGCAACAACUUUAGCACCCAGAUCACAAUGUUGACACGAUGCAGCCCGAAAACACGCAGGGGUUCGUCGUCCUGUCACGAAGACUUGUCCUGCAUAUGACUCACACUUUAAGUGAUACAGACUUACGUGCCACAUGGAUUACUCUCAUGCCAAACAUUAGGCAAAAAGACACAGCUCUGUGUUAGCUUAAAAGAGAGCACAUGCACGCUUGAAACAUGUGUUGCUUAAGUAUGAAGUGGUCAAAGCAGAGUGAUAAAAACAGAGAAGGUAU